UUCUUUCCACACCUCCUCAAUUGUUCCCAUAAACCGAGUGACAAAGUCCCAAGUGCUACCACAGAACUCCAGACAGGGUGUGAUGAGGACUGUCCUGUAGCCUAGAGGCACAUUUACCUGAACCUCACCCAACGCUAGAAGCCUACAAGCUCCACUCCAAGGAUCUCUAAAGUCAGGCAGAAGACUCUGUCAUUUCCUUUCACUCCGCACGGACACCACUGUCUUCUCUUUCUGCACUUCUUCUAUAACCUGCACCUUUCUGUUCUUCUGUAACCAUGGAGAAGGUCCAGCACAUAACACGCUCGGCCAUGAGGAGGGCCUCAAACAUUGAGGUCAACCCACAGACCCGUCAAAAUCUUCAGGAGCUCUUUGUCAAUUUCUCAUUAAUUCUCAUAUGCCUGCUUCUUAUUUGUAUCAUUGUGAUGCUCCUCUGAUGGAAUCCAUGGAACAUCACAGCACAAAAAGACAGACUUUACAAAGCCCGUAGGAGAAGGUCUCCAUGCUAUUCAUACCGCUGUAAAGAUGUGACAUUCUGUUUAUCAGCUUGCACAAUGGGUAGUCUAUCAGCUUUGUAUAUCCUGCAUGACCGCUAAGGGGCUUCAUUUAUACAUGUGAAAUGCAUUUAUGCAAUUGCCCAAGGGAGACAAAAAAGAUGUUGCUUUUCCAGCCAGUUAACCCUGAGUUGGGGCAGUUGAGGACAGCCAGAUUUUAUUCAUGAAUGCAGGUAUAAUACAAAGUAGCAUCUGUUAUGCACAGCUCUGUGAUAUUAGUUAUUGCUUAUGUAUGAGGUGAUCAUAUUCAUGGUAUGAGGAAAAAAAUAAAAGCAUUUUCACUCACAGGCACAUUGGCAAUUAUCACUGGUAUUCAGCAGAAUUCAGUUCUUUACGAUUUCAGAAUAAACCCUUCUUUCAACGCG
This is a messenger RNA of Spea bombifrons (plains spadefoot toad), 916 nucleotides long. It is a transcript of the gene PLN, whose product is annotated as phospholamban. Gene Ontology annotation, cellular component: membrane; sarcoplasmic reticulum. Gene Ontology annotation, molecular function: ATPase inhibitor activity. The coding region runs from base 276 to 434 and encodes 52 amino acids. The transcript has 2 exons. The record is from RefSeq and is a predicted model, not a curated record. Gene Ontology annotation, biological process: negative regulation of calcium ion import into sarcoplasmic reticulum; negative regulation of heart rate; negative regulation of ATPase-coupled calcium transmembrane transporter activity. Lineage: Eukaryota; Metazoa; Chordata; Amphibia; Anura; Pelobatidae.